Messenger RNA from Hemiscyllium ocellatum (epaulette shark), 3557 nucleotides. RefSeq names its product faciogenital dysplasia (gene fgd). The transcript has 19 exons. Gene Ontology annotation, molecular function: guanyl-nucleotide exchange factor activity; metal ion binding. The coding region runs from base 46 to 2886 and encodes 946 amino acids. Lineage: Eukaryota; Metazoa; Chordata; Chondrichthyes; Orectolobiformes; Hemiscylliidae. Gene Ontology annotation, cellular component: cytoplasm. The record is from RefSeq and is a predicted model, not a curated record. Gene Ontology annotation, biological process: filopodium assembly; cytoskeleton organization.
UGCAAGCUGGAGAGUGGGAGGUGUCAACAUAGGAGCAAGGGGGGAAUGCAGUUGACCAGAGCCGGAAAAGCGGCAGUUUGCCAGGGCUUGGAUUCCGGAGUGAGCCCAGUGACGGAGCCGCAGCUCCAGAGGGAGGCGGCUCGCUCCGGGGACACGGUGAACGGCAGUAUGAGAGAGCGGAGCGGAGCCACCGCCACCGGUUUCUCAAAUACUCAACUGCAUGUCAGAAGCAAUUCUGAGUCAAGUCCACCUUUAGAGUUCAGAGGCCAUCUUCAGCAGCUCAGUUCUGUACCAUGCAUUCAGCAAACAGGAAGAAAGCUACCCAACAAAUCAUCAGUCAGGAAAGUCACUGCCCAAAAACCUCAAGUACCUCCUAAGCCUGUCUAUCUUCAAGCCUUGUGUCAAGAAGCACCAUUUCAGCUGAUUCCUCCAGCUCCAUCAAGGCCUUUGCCAGCUGACCCUAAGCUAACCAAGAGCUCCUGUUCAGAGGCUGUGAGCAAAGAAACACUGGUGUUGUCUUGUGUCUCCUCACUUAUUGAGAAAUUUGAAAGUGUCAGGCAGCUAAGUCCAGAGUUCACCAAAAGAAAUCAGCUGAUUUUAUCCCUGAAAAUGGAGCAAUCACAGGAUUCCUCUGAGUGUGCAGCAUCUGACAGUGAAUUGGAACCCGCAGGAUAUUCAACUGAGAGCACAGCAGACAAAACUGAAUCUAAUGAAACAGAAAUUGGCAUGGAAGGGGUGGAACACUCCAAUGAGGGCAAUGCUACAAUGACAGACAGUGUAAAAGACAAUGGCUGUACAAGCAUAGCCAGGACUCCAGAGGCAACAGCUGCAGCUGAAACUAGUGAGUCGACUCUGGAGCACAGUGCAAAUGGCAAAAUACCCAACAGAGACAGUGGCAUUGACAGUCCUUCAUGUAGUGGGGAAGGUGAAGUUUUUCCUAAUGAAGAAGGCAUAGAGGAGACAAAGAAUGUCAGUCCUUUGGAGAAUGGAAAUGAUUCUGAGAUCAAGCCUGAUGAUGAUUCUGAAUUACAGCAAAAGAGAGAUUCCACACAGGAAGAUGAUGAUAGUGAUAUGGAUGAAGUCAGCAGUGAAGAAAAUGAACCAACAGAAGUGUCUAAAAUUGAACAGUCAGAAACAAUCAAGUGCACAGAGCCACAGAAGUUGUACAAUAUUGCAAAUGAGCUCCUUAUCACUGAAGAGGCCUAUGUGAAAAGGCUUCAUCUUCUGGAUCAGGUCUUUUGCACGAAAUUAAGUGAAGCUGGCAUUCCACAAGAUGUGAUUACUGGGAUAUUCUCAAACAUAUCCUCAAUCUAUCGCUUUCAUGGCCAAUUUCUAUUACCAGGAUUAAAGACAAGAAUUACAGAAGAAUGGGACAAAAAUCCUCGAAUAGGUGAUAUUCUUCAAAAACUAGCUCCUUUCCUAAAGAUGUAUGGCGAGUAUGUAAAGAAUUUUGACCGAGCAAUGGACCUGGUGAACUCCUGGACACAGCGAUCAUCCCAAUUUAAGUCCAUCAUUCAGGACAUUCAAAAGCAAGACGUUUGUGGUAAUCUGACAUUACAACAUCACAUGUUGGAACCAGUACAACGCAUUCCACGUUAUGAGAUGCUUUUAAAGGAUUAUUUAAAGAAAUUGCCUGAGGAUUCUGAGGAUAGGAACGAUGCGAAGAAGUCAUUGGAGCUUAUUUCAACAGCGGCCAACCAUUCCAAUGUGGCAAUUCGAAAAAUGGAAAAAAUGCACAAACUGUUGGAGGUAUAUGAAAGGCUUGGAGGUGAAGCAGACAUUGUCAAUCCUGCCAAUGAACUUAUAAAAGAAGGCCACAUCCAAAAGCUGUCAGCUAAGAAUGGGUCAGCUCAAGAUCGGUACCUGUUUCUGUUCAACAAUAUGGUUCUUUACUGUGUACCAAAGCUUCGACUGAUGGGGCAGAAAUUCAGUGUGAGAGAAAGGAUUGACAUUGCUGGCAUGCAGGUCCAAGAAAUUACGAAGUCGAAUGUGACUCAUACGUUUACAAUAAUAGGAAAACAACGUUGCUUAGAACUUCAGACCAGGACUGAGGAAGAAAGGAAAGACUGGUUUCAGGUUAUCCAGGCUACAAUUGAAAAGCACAAGCAAAACAGUGAAACAUUCAACAAGGCUUUUAAUAGUUCAUUUUCAAGAGAUGAAGAGUAUCCUCCAGAUUCCCCUGUGCCAGGUGCAACUUGUUCUGAACCCAGUGUAGGAGGAGACUUUUCCAGUCCAUCUACUUUGAUUGAUUCCGGGAAAAAAGCUUCAAAAACAAAACGUGAUAAGGAAAAACAAUCCUGCAAAAGUUGUAGCGAAACCUUUAAUUCUAUUACUAAACGCCGUCAUCACUGUAAACAAUGCAAUGCAAUUAUCUGUGGGAAAUGUUCAGAAUUCAAGCUAUUUGCAGAUAAUAGUCGACAGAACCGUGUGUGUAAGGAAUGCUUUGGAUUACCAGCUCCAGCAGUCCUUUCAAAUCCAGUACCUGAGAAUGUAACAGAGCAGAAGAAAAAAGGAAUCAUGGAGAGACCAAGCUCACUGACGAGUGACAACAGUCUUUUCUGCAGCAACUUGAGUUUUAUGGAAAAAGGAAAAUCCUGGCAAAAGGCAUGGGUAGCUAUUCCCAAAAAUGAUCCAUUGGUACUGUAUUUGCACAUAGGUAGUCAGGAUGGAAAAAAUGCUCGUACUAUCCCGUUGCCUGGCUAUGAGAUCGAACUUCCCAGUUCUGCUGAUACGAUUGAGAAGAAGCAUGCUUUCAAGCUGAGGCAGUCUCAACAGGUCUUUUAUUUUAGUGCAGAUGAUGAAGAGCUUCAAAAAAGGUGGAUUGACAUAAUCUCAAAAACUGCCAAGGGUGAAGUUGAAGAAGAAGCAAGCAACUCAGUAGAAUAAAAAAAACAGUGGCCAAAUUAGCAACAAAUAAGACCAAGGCUGUAUUGCAACUUUCUAUGGUGUUAGCUGUGAUUUCCAAACUUGAAUUAAACAGUGAGGGCACUUUGAUUUGAGCAAGAUGUUUAAAAUUCAAAUAUAAACAUCAGACUUAAGUGUUUUGUGUGUUGGUUUUCAACAAUUAUGGCAAUUAUGUUAUUGAGGAACCUAAGCACAUGAGAAAAGUGUCAUAAUUUGCAACUUAAUCAUGUCAUUCAUUCCAUUCUGGUCCAGUGCAGCAUGGUUUCUGUGUAAAUGUGUUUAACAGCAGUACUUGCAAUUCCUCUGUGCAAGAUGUAUAGUAAUUCAUUAGCUAAAUGUAUGUUCUUAAGUUAAAACUUGUGAAUCCUUGUGGCUGGCCACUUAUGGUCUACAAAUAUCUGUAUCCAAUUCUUUAAACACUCAGUGCUCUUUGUCCUCUGGCAUUUGAUGAUGUAAUUAAUUCUUCUUAAGUAAAAAUGCUAAGUGGAUUUUUUUCUCUCAUUUUCCAUACUGCUAACAAAAGACAGGAAAAUGCUGUACACUUGCAACUUUAUGCUUCCUGUAGCUCUUGUGGUGCAACAACCUGAACCAGAAAUCUGUAUGCCAAUUUUACUUAUUUAUGUAUUGUGCUUUUAAAUAAACAUGCCUGCUUU